Molecule: messenger RNA, 2875 nt
Organism: Pararge aegeria (speckled wood butterfly)
Lineage: Eukaryota; Metazoa; Arthropoda; Insecta; Lepidoptera; Nymphalidae
Gene: eIF2A
Product: eukaryotic translation initiation factor 2A
Exons: 12
Coding region: 148-1857 (569 amino acids)
Biological process (GO): translational initiation
Cellular component (GO): cytosolic small ribosomal subunit
Molecular function (GO): ribosome binding; translation initiation factor activity; mRNA binding
Source: RefSeq, a predicted model, not a curated record
UGACGUGUGCCCUCACUACCCAGUAGAUACCCUCUAUCCUACAAUAUUGAAACUUAAAUUUCAGAAUUAUUCAGAUUUAAUUUAUAAUUUGUGGGAGAGAUGUGUUCAAUAAGAUUUUUUUAAACGAGAACCAUCUUUAAUUUCAAAAUGACUGCUACUCCAUCAAUCGCCGGCUUAACAAACCGCAGUUUGUUCCGAAUUCAACUUCAGGAACCAUAUGAAGAGACAAUACUCAGAGAUGAGACGACACCUAAUAUACGUAGUAUUACAUUCAGUCCGAAAGGCACCUACUUAGCUUAUAGGACGGAUAAAAAAGCAGAGAUUAUUAAAUGUGCCAAUUGGUCAGUGGCGGCUACAAUCGAUGGCAACUACAAAGAAAUGUUUUUCUCCCCAUUGGAUAAUUACUUUAUAAUAUGGGAAAUGUUUGCCAUGACUAAGGAUAAUCCACAGGGUAGACCUAAUCUACAUGUUUUCCGAUCGUCAAAUGGGGAGAAAAAAGGUUCAUUUGUCCAGAAAAAUCAGAUUGGAUGGGAGCCAAAAUGGUCAUCAGACGAGAAACUAUUUGCAAUGCUUUUAAACAACAGAGUUCUCAUAUAUGAAGAUGUGAAUCUUGAUCGAUACACACAGUACAUCCAAGCUGAGAAAUUACAAUCAUUUAGCAUUUCACCGAGUAUGGCAUCCGCAUACUACUUUUCAAUAUUCACUUUAGGCACGUCAGGUCAACCAUCUUUUUGGCGGGUAUUCAAGUACCCUGAGUUCGAAGUGACGCAGGCUUUAGUGAACAGGUCUUCUUUCCAAGCCGACAAAGCUGCCUUCCACUGGAAUAGACGGGGUACCAAUGUCUUUGCUAUGACACAAACAGAAGUUGAUAAAACAGGUGGUUCUUAUUAUGGGAAACAAUCAUUAUCCUAUGGUGAUGUGAAGGGCAAUGCGGGAAACAUGUCGUUCAGCAAGGAAGGCCCUAUCCACGCGAUCGCCUGGAACCCUGGCAACUCGAACGAGUGGGUGGCAGUGUACGGUCACGCGCCCGCUAAGGCAACAAUCUUUAACGCCAAGUGCGACCCGCUCUUCGAAUUUGGCACUGGCGCCUGGAACGCCAUCUAUUUCCCACCGGAGGGGAAUAUCCUCCUUCUCGGCGGUUUCGGUAACAUUGCGACGGGACAUAUAUCGGUAUGGGAUUUGCGCGGCUGCAAGAAGCUGGGAGAAUGUUCGGCACCUGAUACGACAAGCUUGCAAUGGGACCCUCGGGGAGAGACCUUCGUCACCGCCACGACCUACCCGAGACUAACCGUCGGCAAUGGCUACAAAAUAUGGCACUACACGGGCGCUCUCAUGCACAAGCGAGUGUGUGCUGAAAAAGAGAAUCUGCUGUCGAUAAGUUGGCAGCCCGGCACUUAUCCGAAGAGUGAUUUAUCCAAAACCGCCCCUAAGAGCAUAGAAGACGGUACCCCUAAGGCGACUGGGGCGUACAGACCACCGGGCGCGAGGAAUCGGCCAUCGACAUUCACACUUCAUGAACACGAGAAGCCACAUCGACCGGGGCAGACUCUUGACGCUGCGCCAUCAAAACAAGCUAUAAAGCAGAAAGAAAAACGAGAGGCACGGAAGGCGCGCAAAGCCGAUGAACGUACCGGAGACACCUCUCCUACUCCACCCACUACCACGCCACGAGCUCCCUUCGUGUCCACCGGAGACCCGGAAAAAGACAAAAAGAUUAAGAAUCUGAAUAAGAAAUUGAGCGACAUAGAUAAGUUAAAACAACAAAAGGCGGCCGGCAAGCAACUGGAACUCAACCAACUGGCCAAGAUUGACAACGAAGCCGCACUUUUGCAGGAAUUAGCUCAACUUAAAUUAUGAUCGUUUAUCUAAUUGUACAAUGAAAUUAUAAUGUAUAAUUCUAUACAACAUGUAUAAUAUGUAAAUGAAAACUUUUUAUAAACUCAUUUCAAUUGUUUUGUUGCAUUUUUAACUCUAAGCUUAGUCAGGACUUAUCGGUGUUAGGUGUAAGCGCAAAAUACUAUAUUAAAGAUAUUUUUUUAAAUAUAUUCUUGACUUUGACCUCGUAGAAUUUCUGACUGAAAUUAUGAAGUUUUGAUGUGGUAUAAAGUAACCUAUGCUGAAUAGUUGUAUUUGCCGGUUGCUGGUACAUUCUGGAAUGCAACUAAAAGGCCAAUGUCAGCCUUCAUCCGUAAUAGAGGAACGUACAGUUCGAACAAUCUUUCGUGUUUUCGUGGUUCGCUCUCCGAGCAAUUGAGCAUGUUGUACCCUGUACAAAUGACACCGACCAAUUUAAUCCCAUAAAAACCGUCUACGCAGCUCGUACCUCCACUACUUACUUCAAUCUAUCCUACAUAAGAUGGUGCAUGAUAUUUAUGUAUAUAAAUUAAUGUCCCUUGAAAUUAGUGUCCUUAGCUAUGGUUUAAAACAAAAGAACUUUAAGGACAAAAAUAUGACAAUUUUUUAACAACAUUUGGCAUCAUUUUGACAUGUUACCUGUGCUGAGUUUUUUAACGUUGAACGUUUGAGACGAUAUCCUAUCGUGUAUAUACGUUAUUAACCCUAAGAUUGAGUGUUCCGUACGUUAUGUAACGAGUUUUCAAAUCGUGCAUGGACAACUAGUGCUCAACUCUUAUAAACUGCUGAUAUAUAAUAUUGAAAUGCUUGCUUUGUGCCACAACAUAAAGUGAUCAUUACAAUGACAUAAUUUAAACCGAGUCGUUGUUGAGACUUUGUUGAUAACUUCAGGUCUAGAAAAAUACUAGAAACUAAAAUCAAAAAUAUUGCAUUUUAGAUAAAUUAUUCUGAUAAUUACUGUGGAUGAUACAUGAAACUACAUAAAAUAUCUUAUUAUCUAAUAAAUAAAAUGGAAAUCGUG